Acanthopagrus latus (yellowfin seabream) is the source of this 1014-nucleotide messenger RNA. Its product is annotated as M1-specific T cell receptor beta chain-like. Gene Ontology annotation, cellular component: plasma membrane. The record is from RefSeq and is a predicted model, not a curated record. NCBI's taxonomy places the organism in Eukaryota, Metazoa, Chordata, Actinopteri, Spariformes, Sparidae. Bases 16 to 900 code for a protein of 294 amino acids. Gene Ontology annotation, biological process: cell surface receptor signaling pathway. The transcript has 8 exons.
UCUUCAUAAGACAAAAUGAUCACAGGUUUCACCAUCUUGACUCUCUUUAUUCUCUGUGCUACAGAUGUUUCUCAGUCGGUGCUGAUCACUCAGUGGCCCGACUACAUCUCCAGUCUCCCCGGCGGCUCGGCAGAAAUGCACUGCUACCAGAACGACACAGAUUAUAACUAUCUGUACUGGUACAGGCAGCAGAGAGGAAAAGCUUUCCAGCUAAUAGUGUACAUAGUAGCAGGCAACCCAAACUAUGAAGAAGAAUUCAAAUCUGGUUUUCAGGCAGUGAGCUUGAAGAAGAAGUGGUCUCUUACGAUACAGAGCCUUCAGGGGGAGGAUGAGGCUGUUUAUCUGUGUGCUGCCAGUCAGUCUCUGUGCUCCUACGGCGAGGCACAUUUUGGAGCUGGAACUAAACUCACCGUUUUAGAACCAGGUAUCAACGUCACUGCACCAACAGUGAGAGUGCUCAAGCCGUGCAAGAGUCAAAAGGGGAACAAGACCUUAGUCUGUGUGGCCAGUGGAUUCUACCCGGACCAUGUCAGUGUAUCCUGGGAGAUCGACGAUGUCGUCGUCAAUAAAAAACGCGUGGCGACUGACAACGCAGCCGUGCGGGAGGAUAAAUAUUACAACAUCACCAGCUUGUUGAGGGUCUCAGAAGAAGAGUGGUACACAGAAGGCAAAAAAUUCCACUGCGCUGUCCGUUUCUACGAUGGAAGUGAUUACAUCUAUCGUAAUAAAACAGUCUUGGGUAAACAGAAGGUCUUGAUGAACACAGAACAAUAUCUGGCGACUACUCGGAUUGCCACAAUCUCCUACAGUGUUGUCAUCGCCAAGAGCUGCAUCUAUGGGGCCUUCGUGGCGGUUUUGGUGUGGAAGCUUCAGGGUUCAGCUGGAAAGCAGGACGACUGAGAGCCAAGAAUGAACGCAUGAUCAUCGGGAGAUGUGUCGAGCCAACAACAACAACAACAACAAACGUUCUCAGCCGUGACUGUAACGUCUUUACUGCAUGUAUUAUAUCGCUUU